Molecule: messenger RNA, 2133 nt
Organism: Penicilliopsis zonata CBS 506.65
Lineage: Eukaryota; Fungi; Ascomycota; Eurotiomycetes; Eurotiales; Aspergillaceae
Exons: 4
Coding region: 1-2133 (710 amino acids)
Biological process (GO): phosphatidylcholine biosynthetic process; phosphatidylethanolamine biosynthetic process
Cellular component (GO): cytoplasm
Molecular function (GO): ethanolamine kinase activity; choline kinase activity
Source: RefSeq, a predicted model, not a curated record
AUGCCGCUGCUAAACAGUCCAACAGCGAGCCGGAAGGCCGAUUCCUCGGCCGUUAUUGACGACGCGCCCGUGUCCGUGCCCGCGCCCGCGGCGGCAGGGGAAGAGGGAGCUGCGCAGGGCAGCCUUCUCGCGCAGGUCUACGAAUGGCUGCAGCACGAGCGAGCGCGCCAGAAGGUCCGUCGCUCCAAGGGCGCGUCUGGCGGGUCCCACGUGGGCGACGGGGCUGGAGACGGGGGGGAGGAGGAGGAGGAGGAGGAGGAGGAGGAGGAGGAGGAGAACGCGACCGCGACCGCAAGCUCGCUCGCCGUGCUGGAGCGGACGCCCUCGGCGACUUCGCACGGCGCGUUUGCCCUGGAUAAGCUGGAGAAGAUCCUCGAUUCGUACACGGCUGCUGCUGUUGCGGCGGUGUCUGCACGGCCAGAGGGCGGGGGACCCAGACGGUCUGGCCGACGACGGGUCAAGGGACUGCGGAGUGCAUCUGUGUCUGAGUCGGAGCACUACGACUUGGAGACCUCGGUUCCGAGCGUGGAUGCCUUCCUCGACAACUCCAAGACGCUCGCCUAUUCCGGUGGCGCGGUGGAGGACGAGGUCGACGAGAACACGGCCAGCGGGAAACGCGCCAGUGAGUACUGGCUGACGUUCAAGACGGAGAUCAUCCGUAUCGUGCAUACUCUGCGUCUCAAGGGCUGGCGCCGGGUUCCCAUAGAACUAGCAGGCGAGAUCGACGUGACUCGUCUGAGCGGUGCCUUGACCAAUGCCGUCUACGUUGUCGCGUCGCCGAAAACCCUGCCGCCGCCGCCGCUCAAGGCAGACGACGGUUCGAAGCCUGUGCCACGACGGCCUCCCCCGAAACUUCUGCUGCGGAUCUACGGCCCGCAGGUGGACCAUCUGAUCGACCGAGAGAUCGAACUCCAAAUCCUCGGGCGUCUCGGCCGCAAGAACAUCGGCCCCCGGGUGCUUGGGACGUUCAACAACGGCCGGUUUGAGGAGUUCUUCGAGGCGCGGCCCCUGACGGCCAAGGACCUGCGCGACCCCGUGACGUCAAAGCAGAUCGCCAAACGGAUGCGCGAGCUGCACGACGGCAUCGAGCUGCUCGAGGAGGAGCGCGAAGGCGGGCCCGUCAUGUUCAAGAACUGGGAGAAAUGGGUCGACCGCUGCGGCCAGGUGACCAGCUGGCUGGACAAGGAGCUGCUCUCGGAGCACAAUGAAGCAAAGGCCCAUUCCGAGCCCUGGCGGCGUCGGGGCUUCGUCUGCUGCGUGCCCUGGCCCUUAUUCCGCAAGGCUGUUGACAACUAUCGCAAAUGGCUCAUUGCCACCCUUGGCGGGUCUGACGAGAUCAAGCGCCAGCUCGUUUUUGCCCACAACGAUACACAAUAUGGCAAUCUCCUCCGUUUGGAACCCAGCGGCGAGUCUCCGCUCCUCCUACCGGCAAACUAUCACAAACAGCUGGUGGUCAUUGAUUUCGAAUACGCGUCAGCCAACACUCCAGGCUUUGAAUUCGCCAACCAUUUUUCUGAAUGGUGCUACAAUUACCACGACGCAGAGCGCCCCUGGGCCUGUCAUGCACGAGGGUACCCUACCGCCGAGGAACAGCGGCGCUUUAUAUCGGCGUACCUCCGCCACCGACCCAGCCACACCAACAGCAGGGCCGGGGGAGGCCGACUCCCCCUCUCGCCCAGCACGACGCCCUCGAUGCGCGCCGUAACAGGGAGCACGCCUUACUUGGCCCCCUUGGAUCUGGACGGGGCGAUCCCCCCGCUGACGGAGGCGGACAAGGCGCGCGACGAGGUCCUCGAGGCCGAGCUGGGCUAUCUCCUCCGUCAGACGAGACUUUGGCGGGUGCUCGUCUCGGCGCAGUGGGUUACUUGGGGGAUUGUGCAGGCCAAGGUGCCUGGAUUGGAUGAUCCUGAUACUCCUAGCAAUGGUGCAUCUUCUAGCAAUGGUGCAUCUUCUAGCAAUGAUGCUUCUUCUAGCAAUGGGGCUAGCGAAGCAGAGGAAUUCGAUUACCUUGCCUACGCGCAGGACCGGGCGAUGCUCUUCUGGGCAGACCUGUUGGCUUUGAAACUCAUCAAGGAGAGCGAGUUGCCAGCCGAGAUGCUUGGGGCGAUCAAAGCUCGGAUGAUGGAUUAUUAG